AUGAAGUCACUUUACUUUCUUUCAGUUUUGCCCUGCCUCAGCAGCGGCGUCGUCGGUUUCCCGGCCUACGUUAACGAGGCUCUCAAGAAUGAUGUUGGUUCAAAACUCUCUAAGCAGCUGGCCGGUAUCUUCCAUGAAUCCCACGAGAAGAGGCUGCUCUUCGACCCGAUGACCACCCCUAUCAAUGUGGCCGGCGACCACAGAUUUAUUGCACCAGACUUCCAAGACGGCGCGCAGCGCGGCCCUUGUCCAGGACUGAAUGCUCUGGCAAACCAUGGCUACAUCAAUCGAAAUGGAGUGACCAGCGUGACAGAGGUCGCAGGAGCCAUCAACCAAGUCUUCGGAAUGGGGGUGGAUAUUGCGAUAAUAUUGGCGGUCUUGGGUACUGUCUUCGUGGGCAAUCCUUUGUCACUCAACCCUGGCUUCUCCAUCGGCGACGUCUCGAGUGCAUCGAACAACAUUCUCGGCAACGUCCUGGGACUUCUUGGUACGCCUCGAGGUCUUAAUGGCUCGCAUAACAUUAUCGAAGGCGACUCAUCCAACACACGAGCUGAUCUGUACGUGACGGGAGAUGCCUCCACAAUGGUCAUGGAUCAGUUCCAGUCAUUCUACGAUAUGUCAUCCGGAGAAGGUGACUACAACUUUGACGUCUUCGCCAAGAGAGCCUCCAUCCGCUUCAACGAGACCAUCGCAACCAAUCCCUACUUCUACUACGGUCCGUUCACCGGUAUGAUCGCGCGUAACGCAGGUUACUUUUUCGCCUGUCGUAUGUUUGCAAACUACUCAUCCGAAAACCCCGACGGUAUUCUUAACAAGAAGACCCUCAAGAGCUUUUUUGCUGUACAGGGCGAAGAAGGCAACCUCACAUACAACCGUGGCUGGGAAAGAAUCCCCGAGAAUUGGUAUCGCAUGCCUGUCGACUACGGCUUGGUCCAGCUAAACUUGGACCUCGUUGAUCUGAUCCUCAAGUAUCCCGAGUUGGGAAGGUGA
Colletotrichum spaethianum is the source of this 990-nucleotide messenger RNA. Its product is annotated as dothistromin biosynthesis peroxidase dotB. The record is from RefSeq and is a predicted model, not a curated record. Lineage: Eukaryota; Fungi; Ascomycota; Sordariomycetes; Glomerellales; Glomerellaceae. The coding region runs from base 1 to 990 and encodes 329 amino acids. The transcript is spliced from 2 exons. Gene Ontology annotation, molecular function: peroxidase activity.